Molecule: messenger RNA, 742 nt
Organism: Diospyros lotus (date-plum)
Lineage: Eukaryota; Viridiplantae; Streptophyta; Magnoliopsida; Ericales; Ebenaceae
Product: calmodulin
Exons: 4
Coding region: 128-577 (149 amino acids)
Molecular function (GO): calcium ion binding; enzyme regulator activity
Source: RefSeq, a predicted model, not a curated record
CUACCUUCUUUAAAAGCCUUGGGCCUCUCUCUCUCUCUCUCUCUCUCUCUCUGCUUGUUUUUGUCAUUCUCUCUCACUCGCCGUUCUUCAUCGUUUGAUUCUGACUGAUUUGGAGAACAGGGAAGAAAUGGCGGAGCAGUUGACGGAGGAACAGAUAGCCGAAUUCAAGGAAGCUUUUAGCCUUUUUGACAAGGACGGUGAUGGGUGCAUUACUACCAAGGAGUUGGGAACUGUUAUGAGAUCUCUUGGACAGAAUCCAACUGAAGCUGAACUGCGAGAUAUGAUCAAUGAAGUUGAUGCUGAUCAAAAUGGUACCAUUGAUUUCCCCGAGUUCUUGAAUUUAAUGGCAAGAAAAAUGAAGGACACUGAUUCUGAGGAGGAACUUAAAGAAGCUUUCAAGGUUUUUGAUAAAGAUCAGAACGGUUUUAUUUCUGCUGCAGAGCUUCGUCAUGUGAUGACAAACCUUGGGGAGAAGUUAACUGACGAAGAAGUGGAUGAAAUGAUCCGAGAAGCAGAUAUUGAUGGUGAUGGUCAAGUUAAUUACGAGGAGUUUGUGAGGAUGAUGUUGGCGAAAUGAUGGCCCGCCCUUUUUUUGUUUGGUUUGGUUUGGUUUAAUGGGAUAAUUGUUAUUUCAAGUCUGCUUAGGUUUAAUAGUUGUGUCCACAUUCAGGUUCUCUAGACUAGGUGGGAUGGUUCUGCUAUAAUUCUUGUUUUUCAAUAUCUUCAUGUUCAUUUGUCAUUA